This is a messenger RNA of Trifolium pratense (red clover), 549 nucleotides long. RefSeq lists its product as uncharacterized. The record is from RefSeq and is a predicted model, not a curated record. The transcript has a single exon. Bases 1 to 549 code for a protein of 182 amino acids. NCBI's taxonomy places the organism in Eukaryota, Viridiplantae, Streptophyta, Magnoliopsida, Fabales, Fabaceae.
AUGGUUUUCACCUUUACAUCAGUACGGCCGCCGCCGCCACAAAAGCCACCUGAACCACCAGAUGACCAACACCGUGAUUACUCAAGAUCAAAUGAAGACACCAUCAAGGUGUCGUUUCGAGAUAAGGUGCUGGGAACUAAAAUGCAUGCGGUUAGAGAAAAAGUUGAUCUCAUCGCGAACAACAUGGCAAAGAUUGAACUUGUACAAGGUAAUCGUUUGAUGCCUAUGCUUCAUGUGGAGAAGAUGGUUAUGGAAGAUUUGAGUACACCUUGGAAGGAUGCGCUAGUGGUUAAACUCCUCGGCAAAAAUCUUGGAUACAACACUAUGAAGAACAAACUAGAGAACAUUUGGAAACUCAUGGGAGGAAUUGAGUUAAUGGACGUCAGAAAUGCUUUUUACAUGGUCAAGUUUGAUGGAGAGGAAGACAAAAACAAAGUCAUCAAUGAAGGUCCAUGGAUGAUAUAUGAUCGUUAUUUGAUGGUGCGACAAUGGACACCUAAUUUUAAUGCUUCCACCGCAAAGAUUGACAAAACCAUGGCGUGGAUAUGA